AAAAGUAGAAAGAUGUGAUCCUAAAUAUCCUAGGGCUGCUUGUAAACAUUGUGGGGCUUCAUAUGCUUGUGAUUCCAAAAGAAAUGGUACCACUAAUUUAAAAAGACAUUUAGAGAAAUGUAAGAUGUAUGUAAAUCCAUUGGAAGAUAAUGUUGAAGGAGAGGGAGAUUCUGAAAGUAAUUUGAUGACUGCAUCAUUCACUCAAGAAAAUUGUAGAAAAAUGCUUGCUAGGAUGGUUAUCUUGGAUGAAUUGCCAUUUAAGUUCGUAGAAAGUGAAGGGUUUCACCAAUUUUGUCGGGCAUUAAAUCCAAAGUUUGUGAUUCCAUCAAGAGUAACCGUUGCAAAAGAUUGUUUUCAAAUGUAUAUGAAGGAGAAAAAAAAAGUUAAAAAAUGCAUUAACUCGAAGUGGCCAAAGAGUUUGUUUAACAACGGAUACGUGGACUUCUGUGCAAAAUAUUAAUUAUAUGGUUAUAACGGCUCAUUUCAUUGAUGAUGAUUGGAACUUGCACAAAAGAAUUUUGAACUUUUGUCAAGUAGCUAAUCAUAAAGGAGAUACCAUAGGUAGAGCCAUUGAAAAGUGCUUAGAAGGUUGGGGUAUUGAUAGGCUCUUUACUGUAACGGUUGAUAAUGCGAGUUCAAAUGAUGUAGCCAUUGCCUACUUGGUUAAAAAGUUUAAAGGCAGAAAUGGGUUGGUGUUGGAUGGUGAAUUUAUUCACAUUAGAUGUUGUGCUCAUAUUCUUAAUUUAAUUGUUAGUGAUGCCUUAAAAGAUUUGCAUGUGUCUAUCAUUCGAAUCAGAAAUGCUGUGAAGUAUGUUAGGUCAUCUCCUGCUAGAUUGCAAAUAUUUAAAGAUUUUGCUAAAGAAGAUAAGAUGUCAACAAAAAAUUGUCUUACAAUGGAUGUUCCGACACGAUGGAAUUCUACUUUUACUAUGUUGGAUGGAGCAAUUAAGUGUCAAAAGACUUUUGAAAGAUUGGAGGAGCAUGACCCUAGUUAUUUGCCAAAGGAUGAUAUUCCUACUACUGAAGAUUGGGAUAAUGCAAAAGUGUUUGUAAAGUUCCUAAAGACUUUUUCAGAGAGUCUUGAAGCUCAAUGAUGGAAGCACUUUGGGUUAUACGAACAAGGUGGUCUCGUGAAGAUGUUC
Messenger RNA from Cucumis melo (muskmelon), 1142 nucleotides. Its product is annotated as zinc finger BED domain-containing protein RICESLEEPER 2-like. The record is from RefSeq and is a predicted model, not a curated record. Bases 465 to 1094 code for a protein of 209 amino acids. Lineage: Eukaryota; Viridiplantae; Streptophyta; Magnoliopsida; Cucurbitales; Cucurbitaceae. The transcript is spliced from 2 exons.